Hibiscus syriacus is the source of this 2545-nucleotide messenger RNA. RefSeq names its product filament-like plant protein. The transcript has 5 exons. NCBI's taxonomy places the organism in Eukaryota, Viridiplantae, Streptophyta, Magnoliopsida, Malvales, Malvaceae. Bases 316 to 2400 code for a protein of 694 amino acids. The record is from RefSeq and is a predicted model, not a curated record.
GAGAGAGAGAAAACCCGAAGAGAACAAGAAAGCAAAGAAAAGGCCAAGAAAUAGAAACCCAAAUUAUCUGAAAAACUUGAUUAAACUAGUGUUUUUUAUUACCCGAUUAUCCACAGACAUUCCACAGAUUUUCUUGCAGAGUUUGUUUAGUGUUUUUUUUAACUCUUUAAAACUAGGAUUUCAAAUCUGAACCCUACUUCUGUUUCCCAUUGUUUCUUUCUAGUCCCACAUCUGGCUUUAGGUUCUUUCUUCACCUCCGGUCAUAGAUGAACAAUCUCUUAUGAGCAAAUUGGUGCUCGAUAGUUGGAAUUUGCUAUGGAAAAAAGGAACUGGUUGUGGAAGAAGAGGUCUUCCGAGAGAAGUCGUGGAGAAACUGAGAGUUCCGGAUCGUUGUCAUCACAUUCCGAGAGAUACUCCGAUGAUCAGUAUGCUUCCAAGGUGUCUCCACUGCCGAAUAAUGACACCCUAUCGUCUGAACUGUCGUCGACGGCUUCACACAAUUCCGAAGAAGUUACCGAUAGCAUUAAGAUCCUGACGGAGAAAUUAUCAGCUGCACUAGUUAAUAUUAGUGCCAAAGAGGACUUGGUGAAGCAACAUUCCAAAGUUGCAGAAGAAGCUAUUGCAGGCUGGGAGACUGCAGAAAAUGAAGUAGUGGUGUUGAAGCAAAAACUCGAGGCUGCAGUUCAGCAAAACUCGGCUUUAGAAGAUCGUGUAAGCCAUCUUGAUGCAGCUCUCAAGGAAUGUGUAAGGCAGCUAAGACAAGCAAGAGACGAGCAGGAGGAAAAUAUCCGUGAAGCUGUUGCGAAAGCUGCCCAGGAUUGGGAAACUACCAAAUCCAAACUCGAAAGCCGGUUGCUUGAGCUCCAAGCUAAAGCUAUUAUUUCCGAGCCCCCUCCGCAGUUCAAUCCUAAACUUUGGCGAAAGAUCGAAGAUUUAGAGAAGAAAAAUGAAGACCUCAAGCUUGAGCUCUCAUCUCAAUUGGAGGAGAUGGAAAUCAGAACAAUUGAAAGGGACUUGAGCACCCAAGCAGCUGAAACAGCUAGCAAACAACACUUGGAGAGUAUAAAGAAGGUAGCAAAGCUCGAGGCCGAGUGUCGAAGACUCAAAGCCAUAGCUGGAAAAUCUCUGAAUGCCUCUUCAAGGUAUGCCGAAUCCCUUACAGAUAGUCAAUCAGACAGUGGAGAACGGGUUAAUCUCGUGGAGAUUGAUAAUCACAAGAUGAGUGGCUUAGAGGCAAACAGAGAACCUGGUUGUUCUGAUUCUUGGGCAUCAGCCUUAAUUGCAGAACUUGAUCAAUUCAAAAAUGAAAAGGUUGUCAACCGAAACCUCCUGGGUUCUUCCAUUGAGAUUGAGCUCAUGGAUGAUUUUCUUGAGAUGGAACUACUCGCUGCAUUGCCUGAAACCAAGAGCGAAAACCAAUGUCUUGAAUCGAGAGCUACUGCAAAACAAUCUAAUAACGAUGGUGAUAGCUUGUUGAAGGCUGAGCUUGAGGCCAUGACCCAUCAAACAGCGGAACUCGAAGAGAAGUUUGAGAAGAUAGACGUUGAGAAGGCUGAACUAGAAAUUGCUCUUACCAAAACCAGAGAAAGUCUCGAAGCAUCGGAGCUGCAAUUGAGGGACACCGAAAUGAAAUUGGAGGAGUUGAGAAGGGAGCUCUGUAAUGCAAAUGAUGCAAAGCAACAUCUCGAAUCUCAACUUGAGAACAUGGAAGCAGAUGUAGAGACAAUGUCAACAAAGAUUAACUCAUUAGAAAAGGAAAGGGCUUUGUCUGCAGAGGUUUCAUUUAAUGCAAAUGAAGCAAAGAAAACCUUGGAGUCUCUACUCAUUAGCAUUGAAGCAGAUGCUCGAACAAUGUCUGCAAAGAUGGAUUUAUUAGAAACAGAAGUUGAAAAGGAAAGAGCACUGUCAGCGCAAGUUACUGUCAAGUGUCAAGAACUGGAAGAAGAGCUGUCGAGGAAGCAACAGGAAGCUGAGCUACGGCAAAGCGUUAAAUCAAAUGUUGAAGUGAAGAUAAAACAGGAGGACUUAGCUACUGCUGCUGGAAAACUUGCUGAGUGUCAAAAGACUAUAGCAUCUUUAGGACAACAACUGAAAUCUCUUGCAACACUGGAAGACUUCCUAAUCGACACCACGAGCAUACCUGAGUUCCCUACAAAAGGAUCAUUGAUUCCUAAAGCUGGUGGAGAGCCUUGGAAUUUACGUUCCAAUGAAGCAUCUUCACCCAAAAGAGAUCCGGAGUCUCCAAGAGUUAGUGCUGAUAAGAACAAUGGAAACACACCCCCAUCGUCAUCCUCGUCUUCAUCGAUUGUGUCGUCCAAUCAUGUCAGUUCCGAGAAGAACAGAAACAGGUUUGCAAAAUUUUUCACUCUGAGUAAGAACGGGAUACAACUGGAAAUUUAAAUCACUUGGACAAGUUGUAAAAUUGUUGUGUCAUUUCAAAGACGUGAUUAAAUGCUGUUUAAUCACAGGUAAUUAUUAGUUCACUGAUAGAUUGUCUCAAUCUAUACUAUUCGUGAAUGGUUGUGUUCAAAUUGAAAUUUCAACA